AUGUUAUCCGCCUUCACCGCGCGGCCGCUGGUCGAGCUUAAGCCGCGCGACAAAUCCAAGGUCGAAUCCGUCCUUGCAUACGGCGACCGCCUUCUCACGGGCCUCAACAACGGAACACUUCGCAUUUACCGGGUGAAUGACGAAGGCAAGACGGAAUUGCUGCGGGAACAGGAAAAAUUUGCGCGGUACAAGAUUGAGCAGCUGGCGCUUGUGAAAGAGGCCAGGGUGUUGGUUUCGCUGUCGGGUGGAUAUGUCAGUUUACAUGAUUCGCAGAGCUAUGAGCUUCAGGAGCAAUUGCUGGCGACGAAAGGAGCUUCAACCUUUUCAAUUACGUCGAAUGUGGUGAAUGAUCCCGAUACGAAUGUGCCGGCGAUUGUCUCGCGGGUGGCGGUGGCGGUGAAGAGGAAGGUGAUUCUGUGGACGUGGCGGGAUAUGGAGCUGGAGGCUCAGCAUUUGGAGUUGAGCUUUGUCAGUGCGAUCAAGACAUUGACGUGGGUCUCUGCGACCAGGAUGGUGGUCGGACUCAGCUCGGGCUAUGUGAUGGCGGAUAUCGAAUCGGGUCAGAUGAACGAGCUGCAAGGAGGACCGGGAAGUAUGGAGGAGACUGGGCGAUUUACGGGCGUUGGCGCCGCGAGUAUGAGUUAUAUUGGAAUUGGCGGGAUGAGCCCGCGACCUUUGGCGACGAGGCUACGGGAGGGACAGGUCUUGCUGGCAAAGGAUAUUAACACGCAUUUCAUUGAUGUGGAUGGGCAGCCUUUGGGACGACGUCAGAUUCCAUGGAGCCAUGCGCCGGUCGAGAUUGGGUAUUCAUACCCGUUCCUGUUGGCCCUGCAUGAUACGGCCAAGGGUGUCCUGGAAGUGCGCAACCCCGAAACGCUGUCACUAUUACAAUCCAUCCCACUACCCUCGGCCACGUUCCUGCAUAUCCCUCAACCGAAUAUCAGCCUGGCGCACGCCGGUAAAGGGUUCUUGGUCGCCAGUGACCGAACUGUGUGGCGCAUGGAAGCUCUGAGCUAUGACACGCAAAUUGACGCCUUGGUGGAAAAGGGAUACCUGGAUGAAGCGAUCAGCUUGCUGGGUAUGCUGGAGGACGCUUUGAUUCAUGAUAAGCCGGGUCGGCUGCGCAAAGCCCAGCUGGAGAAGGCUCAGAGUCUAUUUUUGCUUCGAAAGUAUCGUGACUCGUUGGAUCUGUUUACCGCAGUCGCCGCUCCUCCAGAGACGGUCAUCCGACUGUAUCCGCGACUAAUUGCGGGCGACUUGUCUAACGAAGCGGAGCAAAAUGGGAUAGAUGCAAAGGUCGAUGGUAAUGGUAAUGGGACUGGAAAUGGACAAGGAAAUGGUCACACCAAUGGCGAUCAAAGCGACGGUUCGUCUGAGGCAACGCCCGAGCCUGCUCCGGAACCUGCGACAGCAAUCGCAUCUCUCCGCGCGCCUUCGGUACGAUCUCUCCGUCGAAGGCCGGAUGAGGGGAGUGAUACGAGCAGCAUUCGAGAGGACAAGGAAAAAGACAAAGACCUCAGGAAUUCCGUCCGUGAACUGCAGGGUUAUCUGGCAGAUGUACGUCGACGCUUCCAGCGUUUCCUUGGCCCCGACGGUACCCUCAAAGCACCCGUUCCCACCGAGGCCGAAGAUGAAGCUAGCGCUUCUGUUCUUAAGCUUCUUGAUUUCCCAUCCGAAGAAGAUUUCUUAGAGACGUUGCGCACCAAGGCCCGCUUGGUCGAUACGACCUUAUUCCGCGCGCACAUGUACGCAACACCGUCUCUGGCCGGCUCGCUUUUCCGAAUUGCCAAUUUCUGCGACCCCGAAGUGGUCAUGGAACGUCUCGAAGAAACCGGCAGAUACAACGAUCUGAUCGAUUUCCUGCACGGCAAAAAACUGCACCGCCAGGCUCUGGAGAUCUUGCAACGGUUCGGACAGGAGGAGUCAGGCCUGCUUGCUGGUCCUACGCGAACAGUCGGAUACUUACAGAAUCUGCCUCCGGAUCAAAUUGAUCUGAUCCUUGAAUUCGCCGAAUGGCCGAUUCGCGAGAACCAUGACUUGGGCAUGGAAAUCUUCCUCGCCGAGACGGAGAACGCGGAGACUCUGCCUCGGUCUCGGGUGCUCGGAUUCCUGGAGAAGAUCGAUGUCAAAAUCGCUGUGCGCUAUCUUGAGCAUGUCAUUCAUGAGUGGAACGAUCUCUCUCCGGACUUGCAUCAAAGGUUAUUGAUGUUGUAUCUUGAUCGAAUUAACGCCGGUCAAGAUGAAUCAAUGUGCAAGGAGAAGUUCCUCAAUAUGCUCAAGGAAAGUGAGCAGUAUUCGCCCGCAAAGAUUCUGGAUCGUCUGAAUCGAGAUGAUCCCAAUUUCCACGAGGCCAGAGCCAUUGUGUUCAGCAAGAUGGGCCAACACCGGCAGGUCUUGGAAAUCUACGUCUUCAAGUUGAACGAUCACGACAAGGCAGAAGAAUACUGCAACCAAGUCCAUCUUGCACGGAGCCAGAUCCAGGCGGAAGACGAGAAAGAGGCUUCAAUCUACCUGACCCUGCUCUCCCUCUACCUCACACCCCCACACGGGUACCAGCCCCAAAAUGGCCCGGCACUGGCCAUUCUCGCCAAACACGGCUCUCGUCUGCCGGCCGAAGCGGCGUUGAAGCUGAUCCCCGCAACCCUUCCUGUGCGCGAUCUGGAAUUCUACUUCAAAGGACGAAUGCGAGCGGCCAAUACCGUAUUCAACGAGGCCCGGAUCGUGGCGAGUCUGCGCAAGACGCGCGAUCUGCAGGUGCAAGCUCAACUCGCUUUGGGCGAGGGUGUUCGGGGCGGCGGUACUCGUGCUCGCCAUGUGAAUGUGACCGAGGAGCGCAUCUGUGGCGUGUGCCACAAGCGACUGGGCGGAAGUGUGAUCAACGUGUUUCCCGAUAACACCGUCAUUCAUCUUGGUUGUGCGAAUCGCAUGUCCAGCAACAUCCGAGCUGGAUAA
Messenger RNA from Penicillium oxalicum, 2952 nucleotides. Its product is annotated as putative vacuolar morphogenesis protein AvaB. The transcript is spliced from 5 exons. Gene Ontology annotation, cellular component: cytoplasm; fungal-type vacuole membrane. Gene Ontology annotation, molecular function: protein binding. The record is from RefSeq and is a predicted model, not a curated record. Gene Ontology annotation, biological process: autophagy; endosomal vesicle fusion; intracellular protein transport. The coding region runs from base 1 to 2952 and encodes 983 amino acids. NCBI's taxonomy places the organism in Eukaryota, Fungi, Ascomycota, Eurotiomycetes, Eurotiales, Aspergillaceae.